Molecule: messenger RNA, 751 nt
Organism: Panicum hallii
Lineage: Eukaryota; Viridiplantae; Streptophyta; Magnoliopsida; Poales; Poaceae
Product: histone H2B.1-like
Exons: 1
Coding region: 100-552 (150 amino acids)
Biological process (GO): nucleosome assembly
Cellular component (GO): nucleosome
Molecular function (GO): DNA binding; protein heterodimerization activity; structural constituent of chromatin
Source: RefSeq, a predicted model, not a curated record
ACUACACGCCAAGAAAAGCUUCCUCCCGACACCAACCGAAUCGCCCCCCAUUUCCCUCGACCCCGAAGCGGCGACCCCCGACCUCCGAGGCCCCGCCCGAUGGCGCCCAAGGCCGAGAAGAAGCCCGCGGAGAAGAAGCCGGCGGAGGAGAAGGCCGAGAAGGCGGAGAAGACGCCUGCGGGGAAGAAGCCCAAGGCGGAGAAGCGCCUCCCCGCCUCCAAGUCCGCCGGCAAGGAGGGCGGCGAGAAGAAGGGGAAGAAGAAGGCCAAGAAGAGCGUGGAGACCUACAAAAUUUACAUCUUCAAGGUGCUCAAGCAGGUGCACCCGGACAUCGGCAUCUCCUCCAAGGCCAUGUCCAUCAUGAACUCCUUCAUCAACGACAUCUUCGAGAAGCUGGCGCAGGAGGCCGCCCGCCUCGCCCGCUACAACAAGAAGCCCACCAUCACCUCCCGCGAGAUCCAGACCUCCGUGCGCCUCGUCCUUCCUGGCGAGCUCGCCAAGCACGCCGUCUCCGAGGGCACUAAGGCCGUCACCAAGUUCACCAGCAAUUGAGCGAGCCGCGGCACCCACGGAUUUGUUAGGUCUCCGCCACUUCUCGGCUUCUCCGUUGUGUUCCCCCCCUUCCUUCCUCUUGUUAGUAUCUGCUGUGAAGAUAUCGUCGGAUGAACAACGAAAUGUUUGUGUAGCACUAGCUGGCUUGCCUGCUUUGUAAAUCGUGCCAGGUUGUGAUGAACGUCUUGGAUUUAAGGUA